ACGGUGCGGAGCGAGCGCCUCAAAUGCUCGGGUUUCUCGGCUGUUUGUCUCCAGCCGAGAGUUGUUUUCCGGUGCUGCGGCCGGAGGAGCCGAGCCCCCCGGGGGGAGGCGGGGAGGCGGGCCCGAGGGCGGCCGCGGCCGGCGCGCUGGGCUGCGACUCCUGUCACGGCGCUGCGCGGGGCCGCAGGCUGGGGCUGGCGGGAGGUCCGGGGGGCGCUCGGGCCGCUUCCUUCCCGCGCUCCCUCGCAGCCGCCCGAGUUCCCUCAUGAGGGUGUCAGCGCCGGGGCCGGCGGCCGGCCGCGAACCCUCGACGCCCGGCGGGGCCGCCGCGGUGCCCGGCUCGGUGCAGCUGGCGCUGAGCGUGCUGCACGCGCUGCUCUACGCCGCGCUCUUCGCCUUUGCCUACCUGCAGCUGUGGCGGCUGCUCCUGUACCGCGAGCGGCGCCUCAGCCACCAGAGCCUCUGCCUCUUCCUGUGUCUCGCGUGGGCAGCGCUCAGGACCACGCUCUUCUCGGCCGCCUUCUCCCUCAGCGGCUCCCUGCCCCUGCUGCGGCCGCCCUCUCGCCUGCACUUCUUCCCGCACUGGCUGCUCUACUGCUUCCCCUCCUGCCUCCAGUUCUCCACGCUCUGUCUCCUCAACCUCUACCUGGCGGAGGUUAUAUGUAGAGUCAGAUGUGCCACUGAACUUGACAAACACAAAAUUCUACUGCAUUUGGGCUUCGUACUGGCAAGCCUUCUAUUCUUAGCAGUGAACUUGGCCUGUGCAAUGCUAGUCCAUGGAGAUAUCCCAGAAAAUCAGUUGAAAUGGACUGUGUUUAUUCGAGCACUAAUUAAUGAUAGCUUGUUUAUUCUCUGUGCCAUCUCUUUAGUUAAUUACAUAUGCAAAAUUACAAAAAUGUCAUCAGCAAAUGUCUACCUCGAAUCAAAGGGUAUGUCUCUGUGCCAGACUGUCGUCGUUGGCUCUGUAGUCAUCCUUCUCUACUCUUCCAGAGCUUGUUAUAACUUGGUAGUGAUCACCAUAUCACAGGAUACACUAGAGAGCCCAUUUAACUAUGGCUGGGAUAAUCUAUCGCAUAAGGCUCGGGGAGAAGAUGGCAGUGGAGGAGACUACAUUGUCUUUGGAAUGGUCCUCUUUCUGUGGGAGCACGUACCAGCUUGGUCAGUGGUACUAUUUUUCCGGGCACAGAGAUUAAACCAGAAUCUGGCACCCGCUGGCAUGAUAGGCAGCCACAGCUAUAGCUCCAGAGCCUUCCUUUUCGACAAUCCGAGACGGUAUGACAGUGAUGACGACCUGCCACGACUGGGGAGCUCACGAGAAGGAAGUUUAUCAAACUCACAAAGUUUGGGCUGGUACGGCACCAUGACUGGGUGUGGCGGCGAGACGUACACGGUCACCCCUCCACUGAAUGGACCUGUGACAGACACUGCUCCUUUGCUCUUCACAUGCAGUAAUUUAGAUAUGAGGAAUCACCAUAGCUUAUAUAGAACUCCACAAAACUGAUGACUUUCCCAUGGCAGGAGUCUUGAACUGCUUCUAAUGAAUGUGUUUGUGUUGUCAACAUCUUAAAAACCAUCUGCAUCAACAUUGCAUCAUCUCUUGCAACUAACAAAAAUCUGGAAAUACAGCUGUGUUUUGUGGUUCUCCAUGAAACACAGCUGUUUGUUUUGACCUCCACAAAGUGAAAUUCGAAGUUUGGAGGAGAGAGAUUAGAUGCUAAGGUACUUGACCUCAGAACCUCCUAACUUUGGAACAUCUAACGCACAUUUGCAUAUUUGCACUUUGACCUGUAUUCAGAAAGAAUACUUUGCAGUCCCCAAAGCCACACUAGAGUAUUCACACCAGAAUAUUAUUGUAUACAAAAUCAGAAAGCAGUUUUCCACAAAAAAUCAAAACCUAGAAAUUUGAUGGUGUGCUCUACACAGAAUCUCAAUUACAGCUUUAAAAGUGUGAUCAGUGCACAGAGUUAAGGCUAAAAAAUGUAUCAUUCUAAAAAUCUAAAAACAUGUAACUGAAGACAGUUUUUUAAAGCAUCCUUUGAAAAAUGUCAGUUGAAAUUACUCCAUUAUUUUUAAAAAGGGAUAGUAGAAACCCUUACGGUGCUGCUGGCUGGCAGUGUUCUUUGGAAAACCAGAGAAGUCUCUUCAAGAACAACCGUGCGCCAGUGGAGACUGUGUGGCUUUGAGUAGGACUGGUCAGAUGGCUAUUUUGUGCAACUAAGGUAAGUAGCAGUUUAAGAUGAUUCUUCCCAGAAACAAUAGUGACCUCAUAGGGGGCUUCGGUAGAACAUCUUGGGACUAAACAAGUUUACAGAUGUGUUUAGGGAGUGUUCAUUUAAAAAAAAAAAAGUGCUAAGUUAAAACAGCAUGUUUUCAAAAAGCACCCAAUUUAUCAGAAAGGAAAUGGAGCUCAUCCUACCUAUUGAGUCAAGACUGUCCUCAGGUAAAUUAAAGUAAGACAUUUUGCAGUGAGCUGAAGUGCAAUACUUUAUAAGAUGUAAAUUCCACAUUUAUUUUUCACAUUUUAUACCUUGUAUAAAUUUGGCCUAAGCCAAAUUAAAUUAAUUCCAAUCAACUCAAGCAUUGGAUUAAUAAGCAAACAAGAGAAAUGUAAGAGGUUAACAACAUUGGAAUAUUUUAGGAUUUCAUUAAAACUGUCUUAAAUAUGCUACUAUAAGCCGUGUGCCUAUGCAUGCUCGUGUUCACGCGGGGACGGACACACACACAGUAGUAAGCCAAGACAACACAGAAUUUAAGAAUGCACUUUCUCCCUGUGUCUAUAUGAAAAGCAGAUGCUGAAUACCUCAGCUCCCGAGUGGACAGGCAGCUUACGAGGUAUUCACACAGAUAAAGACCCUCACACAGGAUCUGCCAACUGCUUCAGAACUGGGAUGAACACAGCUGCCCUCUCCAUACUGUGACUAGAAAGUGUCUUAUUUGUACUCAUACCUAAAAGAUCUUUCAGCUUUUUAAUGAAUAAUGCAGCAACUUCACAAAAGUAUAUGUGAAUCUUUAAAAUUACAUUGUUAAUCUUUUUCAUCUUUUGAGAGGAUGGUACAAAGCCAAAUACUUUUCUUUUUAUGAACAACUGAUUUUAAAUUCAGUCAAAAGCAUAUUGAAUAUUAACGGCAUUUGUUUAUAAGUUCUCAUUGUAACAGAUCAUUUGAACUUUUAUAGUACGGAAGUUAGCCUCGGUACCAAGAUGACAACCUAUCAAUAGUCUACAACCGUGGAUUUCUUUUAAGUUAUCGAUUUUUCAGAAUGCCAGUUGGUUAUUUUUAUGUUAGGUAUCUGACUCUAUUGUCUUUGUUAAUCUCUGGGUUCAAGAUAUUUUUUUCCUAGUUAAGCCUCUCUACACAAAUCUACUGGUUCGCAAAGUAAACCAAGAUCACGUAAACUCUUCAAAUAAAGUAUUUUAGUUCUUUUAGCUGCACCGGUUGACUAUACUAAAUUUGAGAUUUUUUGGUUCAUUAUAUUUAUCAACUCAAGCACUUAAGGUUUUUUUGGUUUUGUUUUGUUUUUUUUUUUUUUUUUUUUUUUUUUUUUUGGUUUUGUUUUUAAACAGGAUGUCUCUUUGUAACUCUGGCUGCCUGAACCUUGCUUUGUAGACCAGGCUAACCUCAAACUCUGAGAUUGUCCUGCCUUUGUCCCCUAAGUGCUAGAUUUAAAGGUUUGCACCACUACAUCUGGCCUGUAAAGUACCUAAAUUCGUACAUUUGUCUCCUUAUAUACAUCUCACAGUACAUCACCAAAGAAGAAAUCUGCCCGUGUUUGCUUAAAAUUUCAAAAGCACUAGCAGCACUUUAAGUUUGGUCUCAGAAGAAGCUGUUCAUAGUCAAAGGGCUACAGUUCCCCGUCCUCCUGCACUGAAGCACAUGACAAUUCCAGCCCUUACAGUUGUUAAUUAGAAAAUAUCAAAUUUUAUUGCUUAAGUGUAUAAUUCUACAGUGAUUAGCAAUAUUUGUUGUCAUUUCAUUUUGGUUGCUAUUAAUUUUGAAACUCUUACUACUUACUGUAGCUGACUGUAGUUUUAUGGACAAUGUAAUUUAUAGCUAAUGUGGCUUUUUAAAUCGUAAUUGCCUUUUUAUUGUUUAACAGUGUUUCUCAGCUAUACAGUCAGUUUCAAACUGGUUGCAAAAGUAUAGCUGUGGCCAAUGAAUGUAUUUAUUUGUUGUCUCACUAAAUUAAAAUAAAACGCUACUGUAAAGAA
This is a messenger RNA of Meriones unguiculatus (Mongolian gerbil), 4207 nucleotides long. It is a transcript of the gene Gpr137c, whose product is annotated as G protein-coupled receptor 137C. Gene Ontology annotation, biological process: positive regulation of TORC1 signaling. Gene Ontology annotation, cellular component: lysosomal membrane. The transcript has 7 exons. NCBI's taxonomy places the organism in Eukaryota, Metazoa, Chordata, Mammalia, Rodentia, Muridae. The coding region runs from base 266 to 1501 and encodes 411 amino acids. The record is from RefSeq and is a predicted model, not a curated record.